AUGGGUUCUACACCUACCUUGGCCACCUUUGGAGAAUUAACUCUUCAUAUUUCUCCAGUCACUGCUGGCAGUUGGAGCUCUGGCAAUGAAGGUCUAGUGGUUGUUGUCGUCGGCGAGGCUUCAGUCACUGGCGGUGGUGCUAUGGCAAUAGUGGUUGACCCUUACAAUCACUUGAAAAAUUGGUCCAACUCAUCAUCUUCCUUUUGCAAAUGGUUUGGAGUCACAUGUGAUUCUAACAUUGAGAGAGUGACAAUCCUGAGUCUUCCUGAGAUGGGUUUUGAAGGCACCUUACCCUCACAAAUUGAAAAUCUGUCCUUCCUAGAAAAACUUGAACUGCAAAGCAACAACGUUCAUGGUGGGCUGCCAAAAGAGUUGCUUCAAUUGCACAAACUAGAAAUUCUAAACUUGAGUUAUAACACAUUUAGUGGAGAUAUUCCAACUUGGAUUGGGAGCUUGUUUAUGCUUCAACCCUUGUAUCUUGGCAAUAAUAGUUUUGGAGGUCCCACUCCUCAAAGCAUAUACAAUUUGUCUAAGUUGGAGACCUUGGAUAUGAUGUCUAAUUCUAUAAAUGGAUCUAUUCCAUUGGAUAUUGGAAGACUCUAA
Molecule: messenger RNA, 603 nt
Organism: Prosopis cineraria
Lineage: Eukaryota; Viridiplantae; Streptophyta; Magnoliopsida; Fabales; Fabaceae
Product: LRR receptor kinase SERL2-like
Exons: 2
Coding region: 1-603 (200 amino acids)
Molecular function (GO): protein binding
Source: RefSeq, a predicted model, not a curated record